AUGAAUCACCAUACUGACAGAAAAUGGGUAUAUAUACAGUCCUCCCUCCGCGCCUCCAUCUCCAAACUAGAAUCCCAAAUCGCAGAGACAGAGUCCCAACUGGCAGAGACGAGGGCGAAACUUAAAUCCCCCAAUGACGCCAGCAAGACAGUCCAGAACCACAUUCGCCUGCUGCACUCGUACAAUGAAAUCAGGGACAUUGGGCAAGGCCUGCUAGGAUUGAUUGCCGAUGCGCGAGGGGUCCGUCAUAUCGACGUGCAGAGGGAGUUUGGGGUUUCUGCUGAUGAUUGA
This is a messenger RNA of Rasamsonia emersonii CBS 393.64, 291 nucleotides long. RefSeq lists its product as uncharacterized. Gene Ontology annotation, biological process: meiotic DNA recombinase assembly involved in reciprocal meiotic recombination; meiotic joint molecule formation; double-strand break repair via homologous recombination. Gene Ontology annotation, cellular component: Swi5-Swi2 complex; Swi5-Sfr1 complex. Bases 1 to 291 code for a protein of 96 amino acids. The record is from RefSeq and is a predicted model, not a curated record. The transcript is spliced from 3 exons. NCBI's taxonomy places the organism in Eukaryota, Fungi, Ascomycota, Eurotiomycetes, Eurotiales, Trichocomaceae.